UGUAAGAAUCUAAUGCCCGUAGUAGUACAACACUGUGCUGUGCAGUACAACAAAUUGUCGAAGUGCUUUUCUGCAGCGGACGUCGGGCGUUUUAUUCAUAUUCUCUCUGAUCGUGAGUGUGAGUAAUUUACCGCUAAAAUCCGCGCCUAAUUCCGUUUUUCGCCCGUCGAAGCGGUAAACGUUUAUUGCGCACACGCACAAUCUAAUUGUAGUCGUAAAUCGGUCCGAAAUGGCAUCGGGAGUAACCGUAGCGGAUGCGUGCAAAAAGGUCUACGAGGAGAUCAAAAAGGACAAGAAGCACAGGUACGUGGUGUUUCACAUCAAGGAUGAGAAGCAGAUCGACAUCGAAGUGAUCGGCGAGCGCAACUCUACUUACGACUCGUUCCUAGAAGACCUACAAAAGGCCGGCCCGCAAGAAUGCCGUUACGGUCUGUUUGACUUCGAGUACACUCACCAGUGUCAGGGUACGUCCGAGAGCUCAAAGAAGCAAAAGCUCUUUUUACUUUGCUGGUGCCCAGACACUGCUAAAGUCAAGAAGAAGAUGGUCUACUCAUCCAGCUACGACGCGCUCAAGAAGUCACUGGUUGGCGUACACAAGGCGUUCCAGGCUACUGACCAUUCGGAAGCUUCCCAAGAAGUCAUCGAGGAGAAGCUCAGGUCCACCGACAGACAGUAAAAAUAAUUCAACAAACAAUUUAUAUACAACAAUACGCAUAUGAUAAUAUGUAUAUUUAUAAAACAAAGUUUU
Molecule: messenger RNA, 748 nt
Organism: Melanaphis sacchari
Lineage: Eukaryota; Metazoa; Arthropoda; Insecta; Hemiptera; Aphididae
Gene: tsr
Product: cofilin/actin-depolymerizing factor homolog
Exons: 1
Coding region: 230-676 (148 amino acids)
Biological process (GO): actin filament fragmentation; cell motility; actin filament severing
Cellular component (GO): actin cortical patch; cytoplasm; actin cytoskeleton
Molecular function (GO): actin filament binding
Source: RefSeq, a predicted model, not a curated record